Messenger RNA from Salvia hispanica, 495 nucleotides. Its product is annotated as protein SRC2 homolog. NCBI's taxonomy places the organism in Eukaryota, Viridiplantae, Streptophyta, Magnoliopsida, Lamiales, Lamiaceae. Gene Ontology annotation, biological process: defense response. The record is from RefSeq and is a predicted model, not a curated record.
AUGGAGUGCAGAAAAUUCGAAAUAAUCAUUGUUUCGGCCGACAAUCUUCCAGACGUCCGGAGCUUUGGGAGGAUGAAAGUCUACGCGGAGGUGUCUAUCAAUGGAGAACCCGACACAAGCAGGCUUACCACUGUAGACACGGAAGGAGAGACAAAUCCUAGAUGGAACUUCCCUCUCGAAUACACGAUUGAGGAGGCCUCUCUCCAGAAUCCGGAAUUGGUGGUUGGGGUGAAGCUCUAUUGUGAGAGGACACUGGGAGAUAGGUAUAUCGGUGAGGUGAAUAUAUCGGUCAAGGGUCUCUUUGACUAUGGACCUAGGGGUGAAAAUGUGUUGAGCUACACCGUGGAUGGGGCUGGGAACGGGAAGCUUAACAUUUUGUAUAGUUUUGGAAACAAGUUUAUGGCACCAAAGCCCUCCUUUGGAGAGAAGGUGCUUGAUGUUGGGCUCAGCGUGAUGGAACAAGGGACGUUGUUCUUCUUAUCUGAAGACGUUUAA